Messenger RNA from Gasterosteus aculeatus aculeatus (three-spined stickleback), 1534 nucleotides. It is a transcript of the gene cryzl1, whose product is annotated as crystallin, zeta (quinone reductase)-like 1. The record is from RefSeq and is a predicted model, not a curated record. Gene Ontology annotation, molecular function: oxidoreductase activity. NCBI's taxonomy places the organism in Eukaryota, Metazoa, Chordata, Actinopteri, Perciformes, Gasterosteidae.
CAACAAAGAAGAAAAAGUCAGCUGACUCAAGCAGGAAGUGAAAGGUAUUUUCUCUGGGAGUAAACAGAUACGUAUUAAGAGGUUUAUCCAUCGCAUUUAAUUGCGUAAUUUAGAGGAUUAGCAGCAUGAAAGGUUUGUUCUGCCGAGCCGGCGCGAGCGAUGCUGAGCCCAAGUUCGUCAUUCAGGAAACGACCCUCCCAGAUGUUUUGGGCGGCCACCUGGUCCGAGUCCAGGUGAAGGCAUGUGGACUCAGCCCGCUGGACCUCAAGCUGCUCGAUGACAUCGGCGUCCACAGAGAUCUGAUACCCGUCGGCAGGGAGGUGGCGGGAGUCGUGCUGCAAGUGGGCUCCCAGGUCUCUUUCUUCCACCCGGAGGAGGAGGUUGUAGGUAUUCUGCCUCUGGACUCUCCCUAUUCUGGACUCUGCGGUGCCAUUGACAUCGAUGAACACUAUUUAGUCCAGAAGCCGGAGAAGCUGAGCUCGGUGUGUGCCGCCGGCGCUCUGCGUGACGCCCUCUGCGCGUACACUGCCCUGCACACACACGCUCGCAUGGCGGCGGGACACACGCUGCUGGUCAUGGACGGCGCCAGCUCUUUCGGGCUCAUGUGCAUCCAGCUGGCUUGUUAUCACGGCGUGAAGGUUUUCACCACGUCGCACUCGCCGCAGAAACACGCUUUCCUGGAGCAGCUGCGGCCCAGCGUGGGGGUCCAGGAUCCUUUAGUAGCCAAAGUUAUUCCGGUGUUUAACGGGCCGUCGGACCUGCUGCCGGCGGUCGUGGAGGAGACGGGAGGACUGGGAGUGGAUAUCGUCAUCGACUCUGGAGUGCGUCUGCAUGAGGAAGAGUCAGAGGAAGCAAAACUCCUUCCACAUAAACAUGACGUCAUCAGUGUGCUGGGAGUGGGGGGGCAUUGGGUCACAUCCCAAAAAGACCUCCAGUUGGAUCCUCCAGAUUGCAGAUUGCUGUACCUUAAAUCGGCCUCCUUGUCUUUCCUCAACCAUGAAGUGUGGACGGCGUCGUCGGCUCAGCAAGGCAGAUACCUGCAUAUUCUCAAGGACAUCGUGGAGAAGAUGUCCACAGGAGUUCUCAGACCGCAGCCCGAGGAGGCGGUCCCUCUCUAUGAAGCCACGGUCGCCAUGGAGACGAUCCAAUGUCACCAGAAGAAAAAGGCAGUCGUCAAACUGUGACGCGCAAAACACUCAGAAACGAUUCAGAGAUGUAAAAUGAGCCAAAAUUCUCAGGAAUUGUCUUCUUUUAGAGUUUAGGGUCUUGAAGGUCACCUUCACCGGCUCGAGGACAAAUUAUUCUUGGGUUCUACCUAACGAGCCACAGUGUUUCCUGCUGAAUAUGUCUGAAUACACAAAACGGAUAACUACCGUCAGUCCGGUUUCUUUGAAAAUCUGCAACGCUUUAUUUGACUCAAUUAAUACACAUUUUUAUCAAACCUAGACGACUGAAGUCCUUGCUUUUGGUGUAAAUACAGCAACCAAGUUUACGAAUUGACGAUGUGAAAUAAACCAAUUUAAGUGUCAUAUAA